UGGCCGUACGCGGAAGCAGUCCCGGGAGAUGCAAGGUGCCGGGGAGAUGCCGGGGCCCGGAGAAACACCGGACCCGGAAGAGGCACUGCUGGCGACCAUCCUGGAAACUGGCGGGACGGGGAUUAUUGAGGACUACAUCUGCAACUCGCUUGUGAAGGAGCAGUGGGACGAGGAGCAAACAUGCCGUAUGGAGGCGAUGUGCAGGCGCGAGAUGCAGGAGAAACCGAGUGAUGUGGAAGCACUACCGACGACGUACAAGGAUGUGAGGUGUUCCAAGUACAAGGUUUUCUGGGAGGCGGCCAUGAGGAAAGAGAUAGAUGGCCACGACAAGACUGGAACCUUUACCAAGGUCAAGGAGCUGCCCGAGGGGCGGAAGGCCAUAGGUUCAAAGUGGGUGUUCUCUUGGAAGACGAAUGAGAAGGGCCUGAUAGUCGACUUCAAGGCCCGUAUGGUUGCGCGGGGUUUCUCUCAAAUCCCCGGCAUCGACUUCCACCACUCAUCCUCAGCGUGCCCGUCUGCAGCGUCUAUCAAGACGGUGAUUGCCGUAGCCACUAGAAAGGGCAAGAGACUCGCUGGGAUACGAGGGAGAGCGAGAGGAGUUGUUCGCUUCCCCCAACAAGAAGGUUCCGGUGAAAGAUUUGGGGGAGUGUACCUGGUGCGACGGGUGUGCUAUCGUGUAGAAAAUGGCAUCACCAAGCUGUCCCAGACAGCAUACAUUGAGAGAACGCUGAAGCGGUUUGAUGAGACCACGACCGCAUUCACCCCUGCUGCCACCGAUGCCGACCUAGGGCCGAAGAGAGAUGACGAGCCCGCGGUGGAUAAGCCUGUGAGGCAGGCGAUCGGAUGCCUGAUGUGGACGAGGCUGACGAGGCCAGACAUCGCCCUGCCUCUGAACAAGCUCCAGAAGAUCGCCCACUCACCCGCCGGGAGGAUAUGGAACGCGCUUGUGCGGCUCAUGUCCUACCUGAACUUCACGAAGGACUUCGGCAUUACCUACGUACGGGGGUCAGGACUAGACCUAAGCGUGCUUGUCGAUGCCAGCUACGCUGACAACGAAGUAGACAGGCGUUCUACCACCGGGCUAGCUGGCGUGAAGGAGGCGUUGUUUGUGCGUGGCGUUCUGUCGUUCAUAGCGNGA
Ectocarpus sp. CCAP 1310/34 is the source of this 1138-nucleotide messenger RNA. Lineage: Eukaryota; Phaeophyceae; Ectocarpales; Ectocarpaceae. The record is from the annotation of a GenBank genome assembly.